Messenger RNA from Daucus carota subsp. sativus, 3734 nucleotides. Its product is annotated as probable RNA-dependent RNA polymerase 1. Gene Ontology annotation, cellular component: nuclear RNA-directed RNA polymerase complex. Gene Ontology annotation, biological process: siRNA processing. NCBI's taxonomy places the organism in Eukaryota, Viridiplantae, Streptophyta, Magnoliopsida, Apiales, Apiaceae. The transcript has 5 exons. Bases 160 to 3477 code for a protein of 1105 amino acids. Gene Ontology annotation, molecular function: RNA-directed RNA polymerase activity. The record is from RefSeq and is a predicted model, not a curated record.
UAGGGAUUGACGAUCAAAUACUCACUCCACUUGUGUUCGUGCUCUUUUAAAUACUUACAAAUUACAAUCCUCUGUAUCUAUAUAUUCUACUUCUACCAUCUCACUCAUCUUCUUGAAUUCUGAUCAUCUCAACUCUAAGGUUAGUAUUGUCUAGGUUUUAUGGGAAGGACAAUUCAUGUCUCUGGAUUUCUCUAUUUGGUGCCUGCUGAAGACCUCAAGGCACAUCUUGAGAAAUAUACAGGCAAAGAUACUGUAUAUGCUGUAGAGGUUAAAGCGAGCAAAAAACAAGGUAAUGCACCAUAUGCUAGAGUCCAAUUCAUCACCAGCCAAAGUGCUGAGUAUUUUAUUGCAUUGUCUGCUCGACAACGCAUUUAUUAUGGAAGCCGUUACUUGAGGGCAUAUGCCAGUGAUAUAGACAUCAUACAAAAGCCAGAAGUAAGGACUUUUGUGGAUCGAAUGGAAGAUGUAAGCCUACAUUUUGGUUGCCAGAUUUCAGAGAAGAAAUAUUCUGUGUUCUGGAAAAAGACAGAUGUGAAAGUUAAAUUUGGUUCAGGACUUCAUAAGUUCUAUUUUUAUCUGUCCCAUGAGUCUGUUGAUUACAUGCUUCAGCUGUCCAGUGAAAAUAUUUGGAAGAUUGAGCUACGUCAUCCACGAGGUCAAAUUAAGAAGUUUAUCCUCAUUCAGCUAUCAGGCGCUCCACGGAUCUUUGAGAAACUUAAAGACUCCAUUCUCAACUAUUUUAAAGAAACUCCUGAAGAUUUCUGGGUCAGGGCAACUGAUUUCACUCCGUCACUUGCUCUAGGUCAGUCUUCUGCUUUAUGUCUUGAGAUUCCACAUGGUCGUGAUACCCCAGACUUUGGAGUAAGUGUUAUUUACCAGCAGAAUGAUGGCCAAUUUGAAUUAGAGAGUGGUUCAACCUUUUCUAACAAUUUGGAUCUGGUCCCAAUGCCGACUCUUCCCCGAAGUAUUCAAUUGCCAUAUAAUAUAUAUUUCAAGAUAUGUAGCUUAGUGCAGAAUGGCUAUAUUCCUGGGCCGGCAAUUGAUGGCAGAUUUUAUCACUUGAUGGGAAUAAAUGAAGUAUUUACAAAACAUACUCUAGAGAAAUUGGCCAACAAAAAGGAGUGCUGCUACGAUCCUGUGAAAUGGUUUACCGAGCAGUACAUCAAAUAUAGUACUUCCAGGCGACAGUGGGCAGCACCUUCUAUCACUUUAGAUACCGGAUUGGUACAUGUUCACAGGAUUCAAAUAACCCCAUCCAGAGUCUUUUGCUGUGGUCCAGAGAUCAAUGUUUCUAACCGUGUUUUACGCAAAUUUUCAAAUGAUAUUGAGAAUUUUCUUCGUGUUUCUUUCGUUGAUGAGGAGUGGAAUAAACUUUUCUCCACAGAUUUAUAUGCUCGUAAAAGAAACACAGGGAUCUAUAAGAGGAUAUUAUCAGUUCUCCAAAAUGGUAUCGUCAUCGGAACUAAGAAGUUUGACUUUCUUGCAUUUUCAUCAAGUCAGUUGCGGGAUAAUUCUGCAUGGCUGUUUGCUUCAACGGAAAAUCUAUCUGCUAAUGACAUAAGAAAAUGGAUGGGUGAUUUCCAUGAAAUUAAAAAUGUGGCAAAAUAUGCAGCCAGGCUUGGUCAAUCAUUCAGUUCGUCUACAGAAACCUUGACAGUUCCUAAGGAUGAGAUUGAAAUUCUUCCUGAUGUAGAGAACGGAACUAAAUAUGUAUUCUCUGAUGGAAUUGGAAAAAUAUCAGCUGACUUUGCAAAGAAAGUUGCUGUAAAAUGUGGUUUCAAAGAUUCUACGCCAUCUGCUUUCCAGAUUCGAUAUGGUGGUUACAAAGGUGUUGUCGCUAUUGAUCCCACUUCAUCAUGGAAACUGUCUCUAAGAAAGAGCAUGUGUAAAUAUGCAUCAUCUAAUAUAGGACUGGAUGUACUUGCAUGUAGCAAAUAUCAGCCCUGUUAUCUUAAUCGCCAGGUGAUCUCACUCUUAUCAACCCUUGGAGUCAAGGACAAUGUUUUCGAGAAGAUACAAAGAGAAGCUGUAGAUCAGCUGGACAUGAUCUUAGAACAUCCAUUAAGGGCACAAGAGGCGCUUGAUUUGAUGUAUCCAGGAGAGAAUGCACGUGUUCUGAAGGAGAUGCUUAAGUGUGGUUACAUGCCAAAAGCUGAACCCUUCCUCUUAAUGAUGCUACAAACCUUCCGGGCAUCAAAGUUACUGGAUUUGCGAACUAAAUCAAGGAUAUUCAUUCGGGAUGGGAGAUCAAUGAUGGGUUGUCUAGAUGAAACCAGAAGUUUAGAAUAUGGUCAGGUAUUUGUGCAAUAUUCUGGCUACGGGCGUAGAGCAUUCUAUGAUGAUACUUUUAUGAUGCAUUAUGAUAGUGGACAUAAAAGUAUAUAUGAGGGUCAGGUGCUUGUUGCCAAAAACCCUUGCUUGCACCCUGGUGAUAUUCGUGUCUUAAAGGCUGUUAAUGUGCCAGCUUUGCAUCAUAUGGUGGACUGUGUUGUUUUCCCACAAAAGGGAUCAAGGCCUCAUCCUAACGAAUGUUCAGGAAGUGAUUUAGAUGGAGAUAUCUACUUUGUAUGCUGGGAUCGUGAUCUUAUCCCACCAACGCUAAGACAACCCAUGGACUACACCUCAGCUGCUAGUAUACAAUUAGAUCAUGAGGUUACAAUUGAGGAGGUUCAAGAGUACUUCGCCGACUAUAUAGUUAAUGACAGUUUAGGGAUCAUUGCAAAUGCGCACACAGUCUUUGCAGAUAGGGAACCUCUUAAAGCCAUGAGUAAACCUUGCUUGGAGCUUGCAAAGCUCUUCUCAGUUGCUGUGGAUUUUCCAAAGACUGGUGUGGCAGCAGAAUUACCAUCUCAGUUGCGUGUUAAAGAAUAUCCAGAUUUCAUGGAAAAGCCUGACAAGGCCACUUAUAUUUCAGAACGUGUGCUUGGAAAGCUUUUUCGGGAUGUGAAAAAGAUUGCACCCGACAUCAUCAAGUCUUUUACGAAGGAAGUGGCAAAGCAGUCAUAUGAUUAUGAUAUGCAAGUUGAUGGUUUCCGAGAUUACCUUGAUGAGGCUUUUGAGUACAAGAGUGCCUAUGAUUAUGAGUUGGGAAACCUGAUGGAUUACUAUGGAAUUAAAACUGAGGCUGAAAUUCUUAGUGGUAAUAUAAUGAAGAUGUCAAAAUCUUUUGACAGGCGGAAGGAUGCGGAAGCAAUUUCUUUGGCAGUGAAGUCCUUAAGGAAAGAUGCUAGGACCUGGUUUAAAAAGAAUUAUGGGCCGUCAGAUGGAGAAAACGACAGCUUAUAUGCAAAAGCUUCUGCUUGGUACCAUGUCACAUAUCAUCCUGAUUACUGGGGUGUUUACAAUGAAGGAAUGGACCGUCCUCAUUUCCUUAGUUUCCCGUGGUGUGUUUAUGACAAGCUGAUCCACAUAAAGAAAGAAAAAAUGUCCAAAACUGCUUCGGUUACUGCUAUGCUCCAGAGGUUCAAUCUUCGGUAGUCCAAUGUUCUUAUAUAAUCAAAUCACUUUGUUUUCCAAUUUUCAUGUACUUAUUGACUAAUUUGCAUAUGUUGCUAAGUUUAGAUGCUGAUAACCAUGAUAUAUAUGGUAAAGAAACGAUUGCAUCGGGUUUGUAGUUUUCAGAAACUUGUGCUUUCACAAGUAUCUUUUCUCCCUUAAGAUGUGUAAUUGCCAAACUUCUAAAGCGUGUAUUAGAUGUGCAUAAGUUUUGUGUAUCAGAUUUCGAAUUGUGUUUA